AGUCUGACAAUAUUUUUAAAGUGUCAAUUAAUACAGACAAGGAGCCAAGAUGAAUAAAAUCGUCUUGAUGAGUUUCCUGCGCCACGUUAUCUUCCUUCUGUUUGUAAUAAAAACUAUAAAUGGUCUAAUUAUAAUGUUCUCUGCGGAGUACUGUUUCAAGUUAUUUCGGCGAAGUGAAAUCCUCCCUCUGGACGGUACAAAGCCUCAACAUGCAAUUUUCGUAACCAUAGACUUCGUCACUGUAAUUUUUAAUGGGUUUGGGUGUCUCACUGUGCUGGCAGGCUUGACCGGAUUCGUGGGAGCGAUUUGCUUGAAUAAAUACCCAAUGAUAAAUUUCUCCGCCGGUGUGUUGUUUAUUCUUCUGGCGGUGGCUGAUUUUGGUUCAAUGGUAGCCACGCACGUAGUGAUCAAUUCUUUGAACGCAAUCGUUGUUGAAGACAUGAAAGAUCUCUUCAAAUCCAGUAGAGACGUCGUGCGUGGUCCCAAGGAAACUAUUUCUGAAAUUCAGCGGAAGUAUAAAGCUUCAAUGAUCGACGGUUGGGGCAAAAUAGCUACGGGAAACGCCCACAAUCACUCGCUCAUCGAUUACAUACAGAUGAACCAAAAAUGUUGCGGUGUCACCGGACGCCACUUCUGGCUUAUUAUGGUCCCGACGAGUUGUUGUCCGGAUGGGUACGACGAUAAUACUUGUAAUUUCGCCACAGCGUAUAACUCCAAUUGCAUGCAAUCCUACGAUAAUUUUGUUGCAACUUUGGUCACUAUCGGGAUACAGUUCUUCUUCUUCGGGGUUUUCUCAGUGUUGACGUUCUUCUGUUCUCUGUAUUUGGCUCGUCUUAAAAUUAAGUAUCCUGAGGAUAAGUACGACUCUGAGGACGAUUCAUCCUCUGGUAGUGAUGAUUAUCAGUACUAGCUUAAUUCAUCAACAUUUUAUGUUACCACGAAUGUUUAUGUUUUUUUUAAUAUUGUUGCUU
This is a messenger RNA of Tribolium castaneum (red flour beetle), 971 nucleotides long. RefSeq lists its product as uncharacterized. Gene Ontology annotation, cellular component: membrane. The transcript is spliced from 5 exons. The record is from RefSeq and is a predicted model, not a curated record. The coding region runs from base 50 to 910 and encodes 286 amino acids. NCBI's taxonomy places the organism in Eukaryota, Metazoa, Arthropoda, Insecta, Coleoptera, Tenebrionidae.